AACCCGCAGAGACAGAGCCCAUAGCGGGGCGCAGCGCUGGAUCCCGGGAUAGCGCUACCGGAGCGCACAGGGGGGGACCCAUUGGCACAGCGGGCAGACACCUGUCCCAGGGGCGCAGUGACACCGGCUGGGGACCCCUAUCCCGGCGGCUCCGAGUGACUCCCCGGGCGCUGUAGCUCCCACUGGCUGGGGGUGAGGAGGUGUCGGGCGGCGGAUGGAGCUGCCCUGAUCGGCAGCCCAGGGAGCCCCAGCCGCCCCAUGCAGUUGCCCCGGGUUGUGCUGCUGCUCUGCGGCGCUGCGCUGCUCCUGAGCGGGGCGGUGCGGGGUUGCGGGCCGGGAAGGGUGGUCGGCAGGAGGCGCAGACCCACCAAGCUCAGCCCGCUCUCCUACAAGCAGUUCAGCCCGAAUGUGCCCGAGAAAACCCUGGGGGCCAGCGGCAGGUACGAGGGGAAGAUUUCCCGCAACUCCGAGCGCUUCAAGGAACUCACCCCCAACUACAACCCGGACAUUAUAUUCAAGGACGAGGAGAAUACGGGGGCGGACCGGCUCAUGACCCAGCGCUGCAAAGACCGUCUGAAUUCCCUGGCCAUUUCUGUCAUGAACCAGUGGCCCGGGGUGAAACUGAGAGUGACGGAAGGCUGGGACGAGGAUGGCCACCAUUCGGAAGAGUCCUUGCACUACGAGGGCCGCGCCGUCGACAUCACCACGUCGGACCGGGAUCGCAAUAAAUACGGGAUGCUGGCAAGGCUGGCAGUGGAAGCUGGAUUCGACUGGGUCUAUUAUGAGUCCAAAGCCCAUAUCCAUUGCUCAGUGAAGUCAGAACAUUCCGCCGCGGCCAAGACCGGAGGCUGUUUCCCCGGAGGAGCACUGGCCACACUGGAGUCUGGUGAGAAGAUACCAGUUUCCCAGCUUCGCCCGGGUCUACGCGUCCUGGCCAUGGACGACAGUGGGAGGCCGACAUUCAGUGACUUUUUGAGCUUUCUGGAUCACCAUCCCAAAGAAGAGCACGUGUUCCAGGUGAUAAAGACUCAGGACCCCCACCGACAGUUGUUCUUGACACCGGCCCACCUGAUCUUUGUGUCGGACAAUUAUUCCACACCGGCUUAUGAUUUCCAGGCCGUAUUUGCCAGCAGCGUAAGGCCAGGGCAAUAUAUUCUGGUAUCAAGUGUGGUGGGGCUGAUACCCGCUAAAAUCAUGUCGGUGAGUGCCCAGACAGACUACGGGGCUUAUGCUCCUCUAACUCAGCACGGGACACUGGUGGUAGAUGAUGUGGUCGUGUCCUGCUUUGCCCUGGUACAGAAACAGAGGUUGGCCCAAAUGGUUUAUUGGCCUCUCCGGGUACUCUACAAUUUAGGGAUAAUGGCAGGAACGGAACCAUCUCAGCAGAUGGGCAUUCACUGGUAUAGCAAAGCUCUGUAUCACUUGGGCAGGCUCAUACUUCAUGGGAAUGAGUUCCAUCCUUUGGCAGUCGUCCAACUGGAGAGCUGAGCCCAACAUUGACAGGAGAACCUUAGAACCUUAACCUUGGACAUAUGAACUCCUUCCUCGUUUGUAGUCGAUUGACUUUGAUAGGUUUAUAGAAAGGAUAGCUGCUGACUUGGUCCUAUGGACCUUCUAUUAGAACUGACGAAACUCCUUCCUCGAACCAACGUGGCGGUCUCUUUCUCCAGAGGAAUUGGCUUCAGAGUAGGCCGGACCUUUUAUGUAACAAACACAUUGUGAAGGGUUAAUCAAGGAUGUCUUCUCACAUUCAGUGAUCUGAAGCACCGCCUCAACCAAAUGGUACAAGAGGAGCACGACAUUCUAGAAGUGUUGUGUGACCACCACAAGGACCAUGAUUACCUUCAUCUCAACUGCUCUCCAGGAGCAGUCUAGAACCACCCAGGACACAUCAUUGUCUCCACACAAAUAAGAUUGUCAUUGUGGGCAUUACCCAACCACCACGUGGAAUGGGCUAUCACCAGCUGUGACCAUGACGGUCCCUUGAGAAGAUCUCUCUUUAUCUCCCACAAUGGUCUGCUGGGUGUAGGUUGCAAGGGUACUGACCAAAGCAGACACAUCCCGUUCCGUUCAAACAUUGUCAUUCUUAUUAUGUUAUUUUAUUUAAUAUUUUCCAUAAAUAUGCUUUCAUUAGUUUGCUGCUAACUCUUAAUACUCACGCAAGUGUCUCUUUUCAGAGGAGCAGUAGAUCAAUUCAACGAUACUCUUGUUGUUUGUAUAGGAAGGGGUGGUUCCCUUCAUAGAAAGAUGGGGGUCUGGCUGUCCCAGAAGCAGGUACAGUAAAGCCUACAGCUGCUAGACAACCUCAUGAGGGACAACCCUAAGAGAGACCUGUCUGAGGAAACAUUCUGAGGUCUGAGGUCAUUCUGAGGUCUAGUAACCCAUAGCAACCAAUUCAUUAUUUCAUAAUACUAACUACAGGCGACCAGUAAAACAUGAAAUGCUGAUUGGUUGCUCAGGGAUACAUGUCCAGCACUGAUAUUGCCCCCUCCAAAGUCAAAAGGUUCUGCAGGAGCUGAGGUUCCAUCCUGAGGUUCUAUCUCUGUUCAUGAAUGGCAGAUAAAUGCUGUAUAAUUAAAUUAUUAUUAUUAUUAUUACUGGAAUGUUGAUGGCAUAGCAUCAGAACCGUUUGCACCCCUUUGGUACCUGGUCCAAAAAAACUUACUAUAGAGGGCAGUAGAGGGUCACGUGAGCCUGAGCGUACCCAAUUGGUUGGUACUGGUAAAUGGAUUCUAACCAGUAUGGCUCUUGGGUAUAUAUAAUAUAGAAUUUAUACCAGAGAGGGGCCCACUAGGAGGUUCCCUGGUACCCCGACAGGCCAAUCCUGGGACCAGCAGUGCUUUAUGGCAGAAUGUUCCAAGCAGAACAUUAUUUCCAGCAGGAACAAUAUAAUAGUUGGAUGAAGCCCACUGCCCCCUAGUGGCUGCCCUUGGUCAUUGCACGCUUAAUUUCAUAGUGCAACAAAUGCCCCUCUCGAGAGGUACCACCCAACUGAAUUAUGAAGUGUUUGUAGGUAUUAGUUACCCCCCUAGAACAGGGGAGUCCCAUUUCUCACCCCCCCCAGCACCCUCAGAUUUUAUUAAUAAUGAAUGGCGGCUGGCUAUUUAGUAGGAAUGACUGCUCCUCGCUCCCUUGUGCCGAGGGGCCGGAGGCAGAAAUGAUGGAGAAACUGAGUAUUGUGGGCACUUGAUGGUGUAAAAUGGGGGGCAGUCAGGGGUUAGGAUGGCACUGUGGCGACGAGAGGGUGUAGUUCUGCCGGCCCACCUAUUUAUUUUAUCCUGCUAAUAUGUACAAUAGAUGUAUAAAAUGUUUCUUGUUGAUAUAUAAUAUAUAAAUAUAUAAAGCAAA
Xenopus tropicalis (tropical clawed frog) is the source of this 3348-nucleotide messenger RNA. RefSeq names its product indian hedgehog (gene ihh). Gene Ontology annotation, cellular component: Golgi apparatus; extracellular region; plasma membrane. Gene Ontology annotation, molecular function: peptidase activity. The coding region runs from base 259 to 1488 and encodes 409 amino acids. Lineage: Eukaryota; Metazoa; Chordata; Amphibia; Anura; Pipidae. The record is from RefSeq and is a predicted model, not a curated record. Gene Ontology annotation, biological process: cell-cell signaling; animal gross anatomical part developmental process; protein autoprocessing. The transcript is spliced from 3 exons.